AACCAAAUUAAGCGACCGACUUGCUAUGGCUUCUCCCUCACGUCCGCCGCCGUCUGCUCCGCCUUCACAGCGUCCCCUCAAACACCUUCCUCCGGCGGAGGAAGUCUUUACAGAAGACACCAGCAGCUCCGCCUCUUUAUCCCACAACCCCAGUCUCCUAAUCAUCUCCGCCAUUAUCGCCUUCGUCUUCAUCGCCUCCGCCUUCAUCCACCUCCUCCUCCGCCUCCUCUCCUCCCGCCUCCGCAGCUCUUCCGUCGCCGCAGCACCCCCUCCGCCGCCGCUUCCGCCGCCGCCGCCUUUGCCACUCCCGAGGCGAUCUGACUCCCAUUCCUCCGCAGCUGACUCCGGCUUCUCCGACAAAGACAAGGCGGCUCUGGUCGAUUCGCUUCCGCUGUUCUCCCUCGCUUCCUCCCUCUCCGUCCUACCCAAAUCCUCCCCGGAUUGCGCCGUCUGCCUCUGCCCCUUCCGCCCGCACGACGAGCUCCGCCUCCUCCCGGCCUGCCGCCACGCAUUCCAUUCCCAAUGCGUCGAUCCCUGGCUCCGAUCCGCUCCAUCUUGCCCGCUCUGCCGCGCCUCUAUUGCCCUCCCGGCCGCACCCCUGCCGUCGUCGCCGCCGCCGCAACCGCCGCCCCAAGAUCCCUCAACGACCGGAAGCUUCCGUGUCGAAAUCGGAAGCGUCAGUCGGAGGGGGAUGACGUCGGAGGCGGAUCUGACCGCCGGGAACCAUCCGCGGCACCUGCGGACGUUCUCGUUAGGGUCGUCGCUCGAGUACAUUGUGGACGAGGAAGUGGAAGCAGUGGUGGCGUGGAUUCCGAGGCGGACGGAGAAGGAAGAGAAGCGGGGAGCGUCGGCCGAGCCGGAUCCCCCGCAGCCAGCCGCGGAGGUGGCGGAGGUGGCAGGGGGAGGAGGGAGAGGGUGGCUGAGGGAUCACGUGGACCGGUUAGCCUCCUCGGCUUCGUCCACCUUAUCUUCGUUGCAGUUCUCCGGGCGGUGGAGCCACCGUUACGACGGCGGCGAGGGAGGACGGUGGUCGCGGGAUCUGGAAGGGAGCGCGCGGCGGGAGGCGGAGGAGGGCGGCUACUACGACUUCUACAGGUGGCUGGUAGGGGCAUAACUGUCAGAAGCUUCUUUAGCAUUAGUCAAAUGACGAUAAUGCCCACGAUAUGCCUCAACAACGACUGGGUAACUUCGGAGAGCGAUUUUGAUCAUUGUUUAGGAGUUAAUUUCAAAUAGAUAACAGUAAUGAAGUCAUUAGUGCCACUUAAUCCAGCUUAAUUUGAGUUGUAUUAGCACAAACGAAGAUGAAUCCCGUGAUUUAGUAGUUUAGAAGAAUCAAAACAACAUUAAGAAGAUUGGACCAGUUUUAUAUUGUAUUUU
This is a messenger RNA of Zingiber officinale, 1377 nucleotides long. RefSeq names its product E3 ubiquitin-protein ligase ATL4-like. The transcript has a single exon. Lineage: Eukaryota; Viridiplantae; Streptophyta; Magnoliopsida; Zingiberales; Zingiberaceae. The record is from RefSeq and is a predicted model, not a curated record. Bases 26 to 1114 code for a protein of 362 amino acids.